UCCUGGUACGCAUGGAUGGGACUGAGUACGAGUGAGUGUUUGAGGGAGGGAAAGUUGGCGGUGGUUGGCGGGCGGAGAUGUAAAGGAACAGAUAUAGCAUGGGAGACGUCCACGGAACAGGGUUUCACGACUUUGGAAGUCUGCAGAGACAGGUGAAACUAGAAAAUCCGACCAGCCUUGCGGUACAAAGGGAAUUUGCUGCUUGCGGCGUUUUCACCACGUUUCCAGAAAAGACAGCCACCCAUGUUUUUUUUACAUGUCAUCAAACUGGGGUGGGCAGUGAUGAAGUGAGGGGGGUGGGAAACCUGCAAGGCAUCUAAAAUGAAAGAGCGAGCAGUAUGUUACAGACAGCUGUUUCCAGAGGUGCUGCGGAGGACGCCCGCCUGCCAGUCGCGAGGUGAAGACCAAGAAUAAACGAGGCAUUUACCUCGACUUUCGGUAACGGUUGUGAUUCAAGAUCAUUACAUGCAGCCUGUGUUUCAGCAUCAGAGCGAAGAUGCAACACUUGGAACACAGCUGGAAUUAAGCAGGGAAGGAGCCUCUGUGUUUUAACUCCUACGGUAGUAACACAAGUGGGACUGCGUUUUGGACGCAGGUCUGCUUCGGUUUAUGAUGAGAGGUGAAGACUUGGGUGAGAUCUGCGGCCGUCUUGCAGUUUCCAGCUUGUUCCAUGGGACCAUGUGACCAUGCCAGCCUGCCAAAGUGACACACCACAGCAGGACCACGUACCCCUACUCUCGGAUACAGGUGGGGGCAGCUGGGGUUAACACCACCAGCAAAGACAAUGGGCUAUAAUGACUCAAGCGAGAGCGGUUUGGGAGGCGAGGAGCUAUGCUGGCCAUCGUUGCUCACAAUCCUGUUCAUCAUCCCUACCAUUGGCGGCAACAUCCUGGUCAUCUUGGCCAUCUCACUGGAGAGGAAGCUGCAGAACGCCACCAACUACUUCCUGCGGUCCUUGGCAGUGGCGGACCUUCUGGUCGGCCUGUUGGUGAUGCCCAUCGCUCUUAUCGACAUGCUCUACAAUUACAUCUGGCCUCUGCCAACACUCCUUUGUCCCAUCUGGAUCUUCCUGGACGUACUUUUCUCCACAGCCUCAAUCAUGCACAUGUGCGCCAUCUCCCUGGAUCGGUACACUGCCAUCAAAAGGCCCAUCCAACACAGCCAGUACAAAUCCAGAUCAAGGGUCAUGCUCAAGAUCGCCAUCGUGUGGCUAAUCUCCGGGAGUAUUUCAAUUUACAUUCCUAUUGAUGGCCUGACAAACACCAAUACGACUCUUUCCAGUAAUUGUACAUGUGAGUUGACCAAGGGGGAUUUCAUCCGGUAUGGCUCCUUGGUGGCUUUCUUCAUCCCUUUGAUCAUCAUGAUGGUCACCUACGUGCUAACUAUUCGGGUGCUGCAGAAGAAGGUCUACCUGCUUAGGUUCACAGCCACCCAGAAUUUUCGCAGGUGCUCCAGCCCUACAGUCCUCCAAAAGGGACCAGCCACAGGCUUCUCCGCAGAUAGGGUGACAAUGUUUGAGGGUCCAACUAGCCCAGUUGCAAACAAGGAGAUGCAUUUCCGCAGGAUGUCUAUCAGGGGCUGGAAGUGUAUGCUGAACCUGAGCAAUGAACAGCGCGCCUCCAAAGUCCUAGGCAUAGUCUUCUUGCUCUUCGUGGUCAUGUGGUGCCCAUUCUUCAUCACCAAUGUCAUCUCGGCCGAUGUAAAGGAGAAACUGACCACAAAGCUCCUGAGAAUCUUCGUCUGGGUGGGGUAUGUCUCCUCUGGCAUCAACCCAUUGGUGUACACGCUCUUCAACAAGACCUUCCGCAUGGCCUUCAGUCGUUACAUGACCUGCGACUAUAGCAGAAUGACGACUUCUGUGAACAAUGUCAGGAAUGGCACAGGGCUUGUGGUGCUGCAGGGUUCCCUCCGCCUGCGCCGUCCAACCAUGCAGUCCUCCACCACCCAUCUGUUAGACCAGAGUGAGGUUCCACAGUGAGGAAGAGGGCAGCAAGCAAGAGGAUCAUGUAGAGACCACCAGAGCAUCAUGGGUAAACUUGAGCUGAGUGCCCGUCAGAGCACACAAAGGGUUGUUUAUCAAUACCAAGAAUGCAAAGAUCGUACUUAUGGUCUUGGCAAGACCGAUCUUGCUAACUUACCUCCCAAGAAUGAACUUGGAGCACAAUGAAUUAUGGGACUGGUCUUGUUUGGUGAGGAUGCAACCAAUAUAUCCUGGGUAUUUGGAGAGGGGAAAAAACUACAUGUGAGGAUUUUAGUAUUGGAACUGAUCCUCGUCAAUGGAACUUUGAUGUAAAACGGAAAUAUGCGAGAAUACAAAUACGAUCAGGUACGCAUAUUGAGAAACACCCCAUAUGUCUCCUGGUGUGCUGUAUGAUUUAAAAACCACACUUUAUUCAGAGAAUAAAUAUGGAUGGAUUGCAACAUGGUAUGACGUUGUAGUAAAACAUUCUAUAUGGAAUUUUUUUUACUUUUUGGGAUUGAACACACAGUUGAUGGGGCCAGCAGCAGAUGGGAAAGAUACCCUCUUCCAUUGCACUUGUGUAACCCUCAAAUACUUGGAGAUCUAAUGGCGAUGCAAAUGCCAUCACUGAGCGGGAUGAACCAUUGAGGUUAAUGGAUGUCUUUUCUACGUUGGGGAGCCAUGGAGGAAUUACUCCGUAUUUUCAGUCGCCGCAGAGAGAGGCCUCAUUUCCAUGGUUCUUGCGCAAUGCAAAUCAAAGCAAACUGUGAUAAUAUAAACUAUCGUGGGGGUGUUUUGCAAAGUUCAGUGGAAUUUUAAUGCAAAAUGCAUGGUCCAAAAGCAAUGCCAGGUUUAAAAGCCUGAAAUGGGUAUCUGUUUUAUUUCCAAAUAACAAAGGCAGGAGUCAUUAAGGUACUGCAGCCUCUAAAUCACAAGAGAUUGUUUGCAGUGGCCUUGUUAAAUGUCACAGUUGUAUUACAGUUCAGAUUGCUUUAAUAAGUAGGGUUAUCUCAAAGACUUAUCUUAAAUUGGUCCUCCUAGUGCCACAAAACAAACCAUUCUGCCUCCGCCAUGGAAAGACCUAUUUUUACACUGCAUACUGUACAUUACCAGCCAAAAGUUUUCACACACAUUGAGAUUUUCUACAUUUGCAUGUUACUCACUUAUCAUUUACUAAACAUAUACCCAAUGUUCUUUCCUGACAAAUAAAUUUACAGUAUGUUCACCA
Molecule: messenger RNA, 3188 nt
Organism: Paramormyrops kingsleyae
Lineage: Eukaryota; Metazoa; Chordata; Actinopteri; Osteoglossiformes; Mormyridae
Product: 5-hydroxytryptamine receptor 2B-like
Biological process (GO): serotonin receptor signaling pathway; G protein-coupled receptor signaling pathway, coupled to cyclic nucleotide second messenger; release of sequestered calcium ion into cytosol
Cellular component (GO): dendrite; plasma membrane
Molecular function (GO): G protein-coupled serotonin receptor activity; neurotransmitter receptor activity
Source: RefSeq, a predicted model, not a curated record